GAGAAGAGUGGAAGAGCAGCAGAGGUAGUAGGAGGUACUGUCUGUAGUAGCUGCUCACAAUUACUCACCGCAGCUGGACUCUGACAGAGCAGCAUAUGAACUCUCUCUUUACUCUGAAUUUGUAGCUUCUUCUGCGCUUUUUUCCUCCACUUUGUGUAUGCGCCUCGUUAUCGUCUCUUUGCGCGCACCGUGUGCCAAGUUUGUCGGCUUGACCCCUCAUUUCCGCUGCAAACAGGUUAAAGAGGAAGACGUUUCGCCGCUUCGUUUGACUUCAUCUAAAGCUCGGUCAAAAUGAUGAUAAUCCUCGCGGAGUUCUUCGUGGUCAUUCUCAAGGUGCUGUGGGCUUUUGUCACCGCCGGGGCGAAGUGGGUUGUUCGGCCCAAGGAGAAGAGCGUGGCGGGACAGGUGUGCGUGAUCACCGGGGCUGGAAGCGGCCUCGGGCGGCUCUUCGCUAAGGAGUUCGCCCGGAGACGAGCGAUAUUGGUGUUAUGGGACAUAAACAGCCAAAGCAACGAGGAAACAGCGGAGAUGGUGCGGCAGAUUUACCAUGAACUGGACACUCCCAUUACCAAAGACGGUAAGAGUGCUUUUUAGUCCUCUUUUUCCAGCGAUAGAGAUUUGUAACGCGUGGUCACUUAUGUACUCGCUUUGAAGGUGUUUGUCUGCCAUGUCUUUGCACGCAUAGGUCUAUCAAAGAAAGCCCAGUGUUGAAAUGAACUCACUGACACAUCUCACAAAUCAAUAAACCUGGAAAGGGCUGCAGUGCCUCACAUGCAUCUCCUGCACAGUCCCAGAUUUCCACUUCUUUAUGCGUGCUAUAGGUUGACUCUAGUGUGCAUCAUUCAGCCAUGAAAAUCCCAACCUCUUUUUCUCCUGUAACACCUGCUGAUUGAUCUGUUUUCUCAUUUUUCUUUCAAUCUCUUUCCCCUCUGCAGGACCUGUUGGAGGUGUAGAGGAGGUCCCUCCUUUCCAGCCACAGGUCUACACCUAUGUGUGUGAUGUGGGAAAGCGGGAGAGUGUGUAUUCCACAGCUGAGAAGGUGCGCAGAGAAGUGGGAGAAGUGGACAUACUGAUCAACAACGCCGGCGUUGUCUCUGGCCACCACCUCUUGGAGUGCCCUGAUGAGCUGAUCGAGCGCACCAUGGUGGUUAACUGCCAUGCACACUUCUGGGUGAGCGACCAAACAAGUCCUUAAAAAGUGCAGUUUGGGUUAAUGUGGAUAUUAGAGCUUGCAACUUGAUGGUGUAAGUCUGCAUCAGUUUCCAUGAGCACAGUGUUAUCAAAUGUGUUUACAGCGGAGCUAGAGUCUCAGGAAUGUUCCCAGUCUGACUUGCAUGCCUAUUCAUAAUCUUCUCCUUCUGUGUGUGCCAAACUCAAAAAAUCAAAGGUGUGUCAGUAUGUGUGCCUCCAAGAUUCAGAAAUCUGACCAUAAAUAGCUCUCUAAUAUGAUCAAAUUCAGCUCCGUUUAGUCAAAUUCUGCCAGAGGAAAGUCACGAGUUUGGCUUUAUGAGUCUUGCCGUCACUGUUUUUGCUCCUUGGCAGUCUGAAUCUUUGAUGAUCCCUUUGGUAUGUUAGCCUUUUUUUUUCCCCACUCUCCUGUCCUGCACACAUCGGUACAAAUCUUAACUGAGCAUGACGGCAGCAGGAGGCAUGUACAUGGAUUGGAUCUGGAUCAAAUCAGAUUGCCAUAUUUUGUUUGCAGGCACUUAUCCCUUGUAUGUUGUACUUUAAUCUGUCUCAUUUGGUCCUGUUGACUCUUAUCUGAAAAGACACUUGAGCUCAAUGGAGCCACUGUUGUAUUCAUGAUAUGCGCAAGCUGCAAUUUUAAACAGGGUAGGUGUUAUAAAAGCUUUUCGAUUCGAGAGAAAAUCCCGGCUGCAGUGGCAAUUAGAAAUCUUUGAAGAAAAAACAACCCCUCUGAGGGCAUUAGGAGUUAUCCAGCGUUAAAGCCCCUCUCCUCUCAUUCAUGACUAAAUCAGUCAUGAUAAUUGAUUGCAUUGUUUGUGUACAGCCACAGAGCUGAGGGACAAAUGUAACGAUUGUGAACAAAUUGUGUUUAAGGCCAGAUGCAGAUUACAUUGCAAGGAUCGAGGAUGUGCCCUUUUGAAUUGACUGUUUGUCACACUAUAUUGAGCAAUGUGUCCAGUGAAGCGGGUGAUGCCCAUUUGAGACUUUGCCUGCAGGCUCUGCUUUUUUAAAAGAAAGAACCGCAUUCCUAAUGAUACCAUGAAACCACAGUGAUUGUGGAGCUCCCUAAUUGGGCAUGCAAAUCUCUUGUGUUGUCCGUCAGACAGGUUGUGUAUUUCCUCCUUUUUUAAUGACGCUCCAUUCAUGCGGCUAUCUCCACCAUCUUUUACAUCCAGGAUUUGGAGUCAGGAUCGAGUGGUUGGGUGGCAGAUUUUUGGAUUUUUUAAUAGGGGUCUGUGUUUGUGUUCACCCAUACUCGGUAGAGAGGGUGGUUUCUUUAAGGGGGGGGUGUGGGGGCAGAUGAAAGAACAACUUAAUGAAUGGCGACAGGCAGAAUGGAGGAUGUGGUUCAUUAAAAGACACAAGCUAGAUGAAUAGAGCUUAGACUAACAGGAAUCUGUCCACUUUCCUCUCUUACACAAACAAAGUAUGGUUACUCAGAGCAUGCAGGUGGUGUGUUACACAAACUUUUGUUUUCCUCUCUGUUGGACAGCAGGUUUUUAACGGCCUGUUUGUGGUUUAUUGUGUUAUUUAUUUUGGUAGAUGCUGACAAGUUUAAAUGAAAGAGGUCCUCUGCCUUUUUCCUGUAAUUUUAGAGCGGAACAGAAGUAUGCAUACUCAGUCCUCAACUGUGAACCUAAUCUAGAGUGUGUUCUUAAAAAGUCAUGCUCAUAAUUAAAGCUUCUUAUUAGCAAAACACCAUUACAGACUCGUCAAAGAUUCAGUCAGCUACCCUGCUUUAAUUUAAUCCAGUUAUGUAAAAAAACCUUCAAGAUUAACAUGACAGCAGAUUCCUACUGAUUCCCCACAUCUGACAUGAGAGAAAUGGUUAUUUUCCUUUUGUUAGACAUUGUUUUAGGAGUUAAGCGCAGAGAUGGAAACUGUAGCGAGUGCAUGUGUGUCUGUCAGACCCCGCACUUCUUCCAUCCUCCUUCCUCAGGCCCCUCUGACUCCUCCCAACCCGAUUUGGAGGCAGUGGGUGCAGCUGCAUGGCAGCCACAGAGGCCAGCUCCGUUCAUCCAGCCCUGCCACAAACAGCUAUGAUUCAGUCCUUUGCUUCUUUAUUAGUGUUUUAUGGAGCAGUGAGCCGUGGCGUUUAAUUUGUUUGAUGAUGCUUUGAUUAGUCCAGCUGCAGAUUUGUGAUGUCUGAGCAUCGGUUUUUAGUCAUUCCGGGACGAGGGAGUGUGCGGUCUUUUUUCAGGAAGUGUCCCCAGAGUUUGCGUUCGAGGAUGAGUGUUUGUCUAGUGGAAUGACAUGAAAGGAAAUCAUCCUCAGCAUCUUGAGCUGGUUAUCCAACAGGUGGCUCACGAACAAUGAGCAGGCCUCCGCUGGAAAUGAAGCCGCUCUAGUCCAAUUACAUGACAGAGACAUGGCGGGAAAAGAGCAGAGGAAAGAAAAAGGGGAAGGAAGGCAGCGGCGGCCCUUCCACAGGCGAAGGCGAGAGGGUAAUGGUAAGCUGCUGCUGCUGACCCACUUUAUGUGACAAUUGCUUUCUUGUCUGUGGAUCAGCUUGACAAGAUGCCAGGCGACAGGAGCCAAGUUCCGCAGGCCGCAUUCCUGCUGUAGUUAGAGAAAGGAGGCAGCCAGGCAGAAGGGUCCUACUUGACUGGUUUUAUAUGGGCCCCUCCUCGAGCCUGGUGCACCUGUACCCCCGAUUGGAUCAAGCCAGUUCUUCUUUCAUGUUAAGUCCCUCCAUGUCCACCUACCUGUUCAUACCCUAAAACAUGACCCAGACAGACCAUUAAUGUCUUAAAUAAAAAGACAUUUUUGUUUCUCAAAAAAAAUGAUCAGAAGAUUUAGUUUACUACCACAAGACGAGGAAAAGAAUCCAGCCCUCGUGUCUGAAUAGCUUGAACUAAACAAAAUAGACUUUUUAAAAACAAGAAUCAAUUUAUUGAGACUGAAAAUCUCAGCUGUGGACUCAUUUAAAUCCUUAAAAUAGGGAUCUAAGAACAAGAAAAACAUCCAUUUAAGGAGUUGUCAUUUAGGACAAGGACCAUAACAAAGAGACUCAUUACACUUGACCAACAGCAACCUUCAAACACAGCGUUUCUCACAGCAGGAGCAUUCUUGUGUUUGCAGUGUAUUGUGAUAUUUACCCCUGACCUAUUGAUGGAGUUGCCUUCCAGGUAAAUUGGAUUCCAGUUGUACAACCAGCAGGGGGGUUUUGGGCUUUAGCCAGCUGUAGCUGAGGCUUACUGACCAGCAUGGCCACCACAACACGACCAAUCUACAUCCAUCACCCCCGAUGACCAGUAAACCCAGCCCACUCAAAUUCCACAAUCUGUUGUAGGAUCAGACGAGCUCUCGAGCUCAGGCGUUUUUCUCUCGUCCAGGGAGAAGUCAGCCCAAUUAAAUGGCCAUCUGGUCCGACGCAAAGGCCAAUAUUUUGUUCAUAUUCCUGUUGCACUAAUGUGUCCUGACACCCCAGCUGCAAGAAGCUUUGUGUGGCUUAAAUGCUCCUGGGGGCACGCACCAAUUAGGGGGUGCAGCGGGCAAAGCACCCCCACAUAGUCCAAGGAGGCCCGAUUGUGUCAGCGGGUAAUUUAGCGGAACAAGGAAGCGUUGAAACCCAAUUACGGCUGCUCUGAUGUCGGACACGAGCCCCUGGUCGCCUUCACACAUUUUGUGUCUGAGAGGUCAGUGGGGGUCAUACCCACAUGCCAGAGCUGCCAUGAGAAGCAGGAUAUGGAACGAGGCCGGGAGAGGGAGAUGGGAUGUUUCUUCAACUUUAAGCGCUUUCCUCUAGCUGAGAGAACCAGCCUUUCCUCCAUCAAUUCCAGUUAUUUUCGCACCACUCAGCAAAAUUGUCCAGUUAUAUCUGAGUGUUGGCUUCAGCCGUACAGCAUCGUGCCAGAUCAAGUCAUUCUGUGCUCUGAAAGUUGCUGUAAGAGUGGGAAACUUUGGCUCUUGUCAGAUACGGGCAUAUCUGAAGUUAAUGCUUCAUUUGCACGCAACUCCCUCCGUCAUUCGCUGCCAUUCUGGCCUGCGGAGGCCUUUCUCAGCUUUUCCUCUGAGCUUUGUGUUCCUCCCUCUUUGGGCCUCAUCGUUCAAUGAGUUAAAUAUUACAGGAACUUGAAAAUUUAUGCCCUGGAAAAGUGCAGAUGUUUGGAGCCGAGUCAGAUCAGUUAUACUGUACCCGGCAACAGUGAAGUCAUUUUCUCUCUGCUUAAAUCUGACUUAUUGCUUCCAGUUUGACUUAUCUUACUCGAACAAGGAGGAUGUCUAAAUACAGAUGUUAUGCAAAGUGGAGAUUACACCGCAGCAGAAGUCAGUCCGGUGCAGUUAAUCUCUUGGUGCUCUUUUAAUGAGGCUUUUUCUCCCUCCUCAUGCCUGUGAUUUCAAGGCUGUGCAACCUGGUACCAUGCACUCUCUGGAUCUGUGUUUCCCAUCCUGCAAAUAUUUAGAGAGGAGGCUGCAGACGUUCUUCAGCCAGGUUUACAUACUAAGCAGAGCAGUGAAACUCACUUUUUAUUGGUGUGACCACAGAGUAAAAAUGUCAAAAGUGCGGUUUAUUAUUAAACUCAAGAGUCUGGUUCUACAGAAGUUUGUUUUUUCCUCAUCAGAAGAACAUUUUCUAACACUUUAGCUGAUUGGUUGAUUUAUAUUGGGGUUUAAAUGAAUGGACUUGUUUUGUUGGCUGAUUCUCACCCUAAAUACUCACCACAGCCCCACUGGGAAUCUUGUUAUCCUGAUUUAAUGUGUCCUGAGUGAUUUUAUUUAGAAACAAAGUGCUUUUUUAAAAGAGCGUGGCAGACUUCAUGCAUUGUUCUUCACUCUAGCACAUCGGACUUGAAUAGAAGUAGCAGAGCUCCCAACAAAAGGCCUCCUGCUCAUUUGCAGACCUCCUAGUGGGAGAGCGAUUGGUCAGUUCCUAUCGUUCCUGUCACAUGUCACACCUGCUGAUUGACUCACGCUGUGUCCAGAGUCAGCAGACGUGCAGAAAGGGGAGCAGAUCCAUAGCUUAAUCAACUCCUCUUUUCCUUUUGCUCUGUCUGUGACGCUUCACUCUGCAGGGAUUCUCCUCUCAGCACCUUUCUUCUAACUCUCGCUGGACCUUCAGUGGAAACCUCUCUGGUGAAACUCUUUCAUCUCGGUGCUCAUCUCACUGCCGAUUGCUCCGCUUUUUUGGGGCAGGGCGCAGGGCCGUGCGGGUAGACGAGAGGCUGAAUUGUAUUGUUGUUGAGUGAACGGAGGCCUAUGAUCGGUGUUGUCACCAGGUCUUUAGAGCCAGGCCGGACAACAGGCACCAGAUCUGUGUGGGAAAAGGACAGAUUGUACAGGAACACACACACACGCACACACACCAAAUACCUGUUUGGUUCAGUAAAAGCCUGAAGAGGGGAAAACCCACAUCCUUCUCUUCUCUCAGAAUCUAAUUCACACCUACCAGAAAGACCCAAACUUUUUAUUCUAAAAUGCUGCACCUCCAGCGCUCAGACUGAUCUUUAUUUUCAUGCCUGUUAUGAAAUCUCAUUCAGACGCCUCUCUCUGCAUCACCAUGGAGAAGCAGGAGAAACACAUGGAGAGGGAGGCAGAGAGGAUCAAAGGGCUUUGGCACAGACAAACUGCACAAGUGAACUAACCUUCCUCUUUUUCUGUCUUUGCCCUUCUGUCUCUUCUGUCCUUCCUCACAGACCACCAAGGCGUUUCUCCCCAAGAUGCUGGAGCUGAAUCACGGCCACAUUGUGACGGUUGCCAGCUCUCUGGGUUUAUUCAGCACAGCUGGAGUGGAGGUUAGUAUCAUACACAACAACACAUACAGAUACACAUCCCCAUCGUUCCCACCAUCCAAAUCCAGGCCUUUUCUCCAAAACGCCCGGCGUGCCAGUGAGCACACUGUGCUGGGGGAGGUUAGGCCCCUUUUCUCUAGUUGUCCCUCCACCCGUUAAAUUAAGGGACACACAUGAGCGUUGGGGAGCCUCUUAUAGAUUCCUCUAUCUGCAGCAGUGGGGGUGUUGGGGCCCCUAUUGGGCUCUGGCCCCAGGGCCAGAAUGAGCUGACAGCUCCCCGAGGGAUGGAGACAUCUUCAUCACUGCUUUGUGAACAACUUUGAGCUCACUCAGUAUUCAGCUCACACUGCGCUCAGUGGGUACAGUUGUCCUUCUUAUAUUUUCCUCUCCCAGUAUAGAUUCUUUUUGUUGUUUUAAUGUAAACAAAAAUACUCAGUGGAUUUAUUUAUCUCCAUAACAACAGGAGGAGUAAAUUGGUCGCUGUCUGGGAGGAGUUUUACUUCGAUAUCCACGGAAACCGAGUUCUCAUUUAUCCCUCUGCUGAGUGUGGUGUCAUAUUCAGAUUGUCUGCAGGGUUUACUACUCCAUUUGUCUCUGUUUUUAUAGCUGCACUUUGCUUUUGUUGCACAAGCACUCAUCCAUAAUGAUGAAGUCCCUCUUCAAAGGCGCUGAAAUUUAGCCAGUUUUUGUUCGGCUAUCACGCUUCGUAGAAACGCUUCAAAUGUGAUUGUAGUCGCGCACAUUAAUUUCAGGGAACCAAAGCCCUCGCCUGUCAUGUGGGCGCAGUCAAAUCUCUUUAUCCUCCCCGAGUUUAUGGACAUGCAUCUGUGUUUGCCCAAGCCCUUUUUUUUUUUAGGGAGAUUAUUUCCACAGCGAGCCACAUCAAAACCUUCCCGCCAAGCCGUGCGGUCUCCUGAUGCACCGGAGAAGAAUGCUAAUGAAACCGUAGAACAGAGGACAGGCUUGCUCAGGUUUUUGUGGCUGUAUCAUUAACAGCAAAGAGAGCCCUCUGAGCCCGCGGGGCAUGUUUGAUAAUGUUCUCUGUGGUCCCUGGGUGCAGAGUUUUACAGGGCUAACCUGUUCUCCCUUUAUUCCCACAGGAUUACUGCGCCAGUAAGUUCGGUGCCAUCGGGUUCCAUGAGUCGCUGAGCCAUGAGCUGAAGGCCUCCGAGAAGGACGGCAUCAACAUGACUCUGGUGUGCCCUUACCUGGUGGACACGGGAAUGUUCAAAGGCUGCAGGAUAAGGUACAUAUGAGCAGUGUGGCUGUUCCUGUGCUCCGUGUCUCUGUUUCUGCUUUAAAAGCUUUCUCGCACCUGGGAUGGGUUUAUGUCGUCUAAUUUGCACCAUAUAAAAACCAUCUCACAAACACCUUUUGAACUUCAAAGCGGCAGCUGAUUGUUUUAGAGAUAUUACAAAGUCGCCCUUAUGCCUUUGGUCAGCACCCUGGUUUUAACAAAGAGGGCGACUUUCCCAGGGGAAACCUCACCAACAGGUGCACCUGCGCAGCCCUCCCCUGCUGCUGCUGUGAUAGUCCUCACUUUGUUUGAUGGUUACAGUCUAGCAGGUGGCACGAUCUCUGCUUUACUGUCCCUCUACUUUGGAAAAAUCCCUAUUGCCCCGCCAAAGAACUCUGACACCAUUUUAGCUGGUAUCUUUUUUUGAUUAUAGUCUGAAAAAUGCUCUUUUAGUAAAUUUAAAAAAAAAAAAAAAAAACUUUUAAGGACAAUUUAGCUGCAGGUUCUUUAUGUAACUAAAAAUCUAUUCCAAUCCAAUUUGAAGCCAUUUUCAAUCAACUUGUUUUCAAGCUUCCCAAAUUUCUGCCCCGUCUCCCCACAACAGAUCAUUUUAAUUGUGUGCAAAGAACCAUUAAUCCUUCUUUUUAACUCACUUUUCUGUUUAAAAAAUAUUAACUGUAAAUUUUAUCUAACUUUUAACUAAUUUAAGGUCUGUCACAAACUCAUCCAAAUAAUUUCUCCUUCCAUACAGGAAGGAAAUCGAGCCUUUUCUGCCUCCCCUAAAGCCAGAGUUCUGUGUAAAACAGGCCAUGAGGGCUAUCCUCACCGACCAGCCCAUGAUCUGCACACCUCGCAUCGUCUAUAUGGUCAACUUCAUGAAAAGGUAAACCGCCUCCUUACAAUAUUUGAUCCCAUAUGCAGACACUAAUUUCUGUUUGGGCAUCAACUCUUUGUGAACUAUCAGGAAGAUAUCUAAUCCCUCUCACUCAUCUCUGCAGCAUCCUGCCCUUCGAGGCCAUCGUGUGCAUGUACCGGUUCCUGGGUGCCGAUAAGUGCAUGUACCCGUUCCUAGCUCAGAGAAAGGAGGCCAUGAACAACAACGAGGCGAAGAACGGGAUCUAGGGGGUGCUGUUUUGAAACCUGAACAGAGGCACAUAAAACCUGCGCGCAUGAGGAAACAACCACUGUGGAUGAAAAUGGGGGAAGAAAGGAAGGAAGUAAAGAAAGAAAGAAGGGGACUGAAUCUAGACUGGUGCACUUGCAUUGAGCAAAUGCAAAGGUUUACCAUAUUGUUCCUCUGGAACAAAGAAAGCUGUGUACUACACAUAGGAUUUAUUUGACUUUGUCUUUUUUUUAAGUUUAAAGAAACCAACAUGUAUAUUCUGUCACUAGUUUUGAAAUCAUACAGAAAAGGUAUUCAAUAAUAACUAUUUACGUAAUGUAGUCACCAGCCUUAUCUAGUGUCAUUGUGGAAAUAUACAGUAUGUUACUGUACAAACAGUAAAAAAAUCACUUAUUUUAUUUUUGUAGACAUGCACUGUAAUUUCUGAUUUAUUCUCUCUACACUGCCAGCAUUCUCUGUGUAGGAAGGUUCGACACAGCAUAUCAUUUCCACUCAACUCCCCAUGCAGAGGCUCUUUUUUUUUAAGUUAAGCUUGUGCCAUUGAAACAAAGCAAGAUGAAUAUUUCUCAAUAAAGGUUUACCAUAUUUUGUUGUUAUAUACUUAAUUUACAGACAUGUAGCAUACGUGUUUAUAAUGAAGUCUACACAUUCCCAAUGGGACUUUUAAAGGCCAGAUUGAGGCUAAUCAGAUCUUCACAGUGUAAUGAGGCUCGUCCAUUUAAUGGUCCUGUUAUUUAAGGUCUGAAUUGACUAAACUCUCAAACAGUGGACGAGGGAGUCUGUGUACUGCGUAAAGCUUGCAUGUGUGACUCACUCAGAAUGUACUACUUUGAGAGAAACUGAGGAAAUUUCCCUCAUUUAUAUGUUCUUUUCAAGGUCUACGGUGUUUAUAUUGUAAAUUUAUCUGUUACCAAUAUUAUUUGUUAAAAAAAAAUGACCCCAUUUAGGCAAACCGCUGUCCUGACACCGAUGUGUGGUUGGGGGGGAUGCAUUAAAGGCAUAAGCGUUCCAUUAUUUUCCAAAGUAACACUUUAUCUCAUGUCUUUUGUCCACCCUGUCCAGUUAAAGUGAAAUGUAAAUGUUCUUAUGUUGUGAGUGCCCCAGUAUCCCCGAUUGACUGUCUCCAUCAUAUUUGGUGUAUGCAUAUUUCAUGUACUUUUUUGGGACAACAGAGUUUUUGAAUUUUCAGCUACAUUCCAAUUUGCGUCAUUCCUCCAGUCACAGUGAUGAGCCUAAAUUCUCUACCUCUUAAUUUUUUCCAUUUUUAUUUUGACAGUAUGACAUAAGCCUCUUUUUUUGUAAUUUUUUCUGAGCAAAUGUGGUUCCAAUGUUUAGUGUCUCUACCUAACUUAAAUUAAUAAAAGUGAUUUAGAUUAUUAAA
Molecule: messenger RNA, 10661 nt
Organism: Xyrichtys novacula (pearly razorfish)
Lineage: Eukaryota; Metazoa; Chordata; Actinopteri; Labriformes; Labridae
Source: the annotation of a GenBank genome assembly